AUGUACUUUUUGAGAACACCGAAGAACAAGCGAGGUGCUGUGGUUCUCGGCUUACAAGAGGCCAUUCCAGCUAUGCUGAGGCUGGCCCCCGAAAAGACUAUUUAUGUGGACUGGGAUAGCCCAGGAAUCCUUCAUGGAGCUCUUGUCAAAGGUCCUAAAUGGACAACACUUGAAAAUAAUAUCCUAUAUGUACUCAAAGAUCAGAUGCAGUACAAACUUUUCCAUAUCCUUCAGAUAAUGUACCUGAAGUCUGUGAAGUUCCUAUCUCUGAGAGAGGAGGAUGCAGAAGUGGAAGGAAUACAGUAUGAGACACUAAGAACGUUUCAUCAUGGGAUCAGAGUCGAUGCCAUAGCAUGGAGUCCAGAAACCAGACUGGAUGCUUUACCUCCCCAGAUAAGAUUUUGUACUGCAGCUGCUGAUAGGAAGUUAAGGCUGUUCACUUCAGAUCUCCAGGAUAAGCAUGAAUACAAGAUCUUUGAUGGCCACUCAGAUUACAUUAAUGAUCUGGUGUUUGCCCCUAAAGACGGUCAGGAUAUUGCAAGUGUGAGUGAUGAUCACACCUGCAGGGUUUGGGACUUGGAAGGAAAUCAAAAGGCUUAUUUUGUUCUACGUUCCCCUGGAAUGAGUGUGUGCUGGCAUCCUGAGGAGGCUUUUAAGUUGAUGGUAGCAGAGAAGAAUGGAACAAUACGAUUCUACGAUCUCAUUACCCAGCAGGCCAUUCUAUCUCUCCAGUCUGAACAAAUGCCAUUGAUGUCCGCACAUUGGUGUUUAAGAAACACCCUUAAAAUUGGAGCAGUUGCUGGAAAUGAUUGGUUAAUCUGGGAUAUUACUCGCUCCAGUUAUCCACAAGAUAAGAGACCUGUCCAUGUAGAUCGAGCCAGAUUAUUCAGGUGGUCCAGAGUGAAUGAAAACUUAUUUGCAACCACUGGCUAUCCAGGAAAGAUGACUUGCCAGCUUCUAGUUCAUCAUUUAGGACACCCUCAGCCCAUUCUUAUUGGCUCUGCGGCUGUAGGAUCUGGUUUGACCUGGCAUAGGACUCUUCCAUUAUGUGCAGUUGGUGGAGAUCAUAAACUUUUCUUUUGGGUAACAGAAAUGUAAAAUAAAUGUCUGUUCUGAUUAUUAAAUUCUCAAAUAUUGUCCCUUUUUGUAGUAAAAAGUGAAGAAAUCUAGUCAUUCUUGUAUAUUAAUAUUUAUUGGAACAAGAAUAAAAUAACCAAAACACACAAAACUAAACUUAAAUCCCUUUUGCUUGUUUUUAGAUGACAAUUAUAACAAGAUUUGUUAAGGCAGAUACUAUGUUUCAGACAGUGGUGUGACUUUCGUAAUAAAACAUAAGUAUCUUUUUUCACAAUAUUUGUUGAUGAGAUGUUUUUUAAACAACCUUCUUUAGACCAGUAGUUUUCAAACUUUUUUUCUGGGGACCCAGUUGAAGAAAAUCGUUGAUGCCCACGACUCAAUGGG
This is a messenger RNA of Terrapene triunguis (Three-toed box turtle), 1461 nucleotides long. RefSeq names its product nucleoporin 37 (gene NUP37). The transcript is spliced from 10 exons. Lineage: Eukaryota; Metazoa; Chordata; Testudines; Emydidae. Gene Ontology annotation, molecular function: protein binding. The record is from RefSeq and is a predicted model, not a curated record. Gene Ontology annotation, cellular component: nuclear pore outer ring. Bases 1 to 1098 code for a protein of 365 amino acids.